This is a messenger RNA of Epinephelus moara (kelp grouper), 1160 nucleotides long. Its product is annotated as forkhead box protein D1-like. Gene Ontology annotation, molecular function: RNA polymerase II cis-regulatory region sequence-specific DNA binding; DNA-binding transcription factor activity, RNA polymerase II-specific. NCBI's taxonomy places the organism in Eukaryota, Metazoa, Chordata, Actinopteri, Perciformes, Serranidae. The transcript has a single exon. The coding region runs from base 9 to 1019 and encodes 336 amino acids. Gene Ontology annotation, biological process: cell differentiation; anatomical structure morphogenesis; regulation of transcription by RNA polymerase II. The record is from RefSeq and is a predicted model, not a curated record.
UUUUGUGAAUGAAAGGGGAGAAGGGGGUCUGCGCCUGUCCUGCCCCAGACAGGCGAGAUUCACGCCUGUUGGGGCCGCCGUGCCACCGGACACUCCGGACCAUGACUUUGGACAGCAAACUCAUGGAGGAGACGGACAUUGACGUGGAGGGACAGACGGACAGGGAUGAAGAUGUGAAGAACACAGGUUUUUCAGUGAUAAAUGCGGGUAAUUCAGGCUUUGAGCAGAGCGCUGCAUCCUUCACUCCUGAGGUGCGGGAGGAGGGAGACUUUGCAGCCCGGUUACAGGAUGGUCCAGGCAGGAGAACCGCCUCGGUGAAGCCCCCGUACUCUUACAUCGCUCUCAUCACCAUGGCCAUCCUCCAGAGCCCGAAAAAGCGACUCACCCUCAGUGAGAUCUGUGAUUUUAUCAGCCAGCGCUUUGUGUAUUAUCGUGAGAAGUUCCCUGCGUGGCAAAACUCAAUCCGUCACAACCUGUCCCUGAAUGACUGCUUUGUCAAAAUGCCCCGGGAGCCUGGGAAUCCUGGGAAGGGAAAUUAUUGGACCCUGGAUCCCAUGUCGGCUGAUAUGUUUGAAAACGGGAGUUUUCUCCGGCGGAGGAAACGCUUCAAAAGGCAACAUUUCUAUCUGGGAGCGCUGAAGGACUCUGGAGCGAAGGAGCGCAGCCUGAUGCCAGUUUUUCCUCUCCUCGGAGCGCACGGGAUGACUUCUUGUCUCCAGGGUCCUGAUUUGUACCAAGACCUGGGUUUAAGGAGUCGUUUGAGCUCACACACAAGUCCCAGCAUCCCACCUGUAAGCAGCAUCAUACCUGCACUCUCCUCGCUCCUCUCCAAGAAUUUCCCCUCAUGUCUAACCUUUGAACAUUUCGACUAUGGACGCUGCGCCGCGGUCCCAUCUCUGGCUCCAAACUGCUCCUUCAUACCUCCUGUCUCGCUGCAUGGAGUGAUACCCAGCUACCCUGUUUCUCAGCUCUCCAAUUUUCCCACUGGGAUCAUAAAAGUUCCGUCUAAUUUAAUUUGAUGUAGUGACCCCCGCCUGUCUUGAACGGAAUCUUCUUCCUCUCAGCCUGAGAACAAACCUCAUGGUACAUUGUGUAAAAUACAGUUUUUAAUGAUGGCAAACAGGCCUCCAUAUUCAGCUAUUUGUUUUUGAAAACUGGUU